AUGGGGUGCUCCAGCUCCGCACCGGUAGUUCCUAAAGCUUCCAGAGCUGCCUGGCAGAGCUUCUUCCGACUGGAUGGCCUGCCAGUGUCGUUGAUUCUUCGCAUCGUCGGCCUGGACUGCGCUGAAGAGCUGCCGUUGUUGGAGCAUGCGACAGCCACACUAAUCAAGAUCGGCGCCCACGUGGAUCAGAGCUUUGAGCUGGCACCAGUUUACCACAGCCCCCUUCGCAGGUACCUUAUGCCGAAGCGGGAGGUGAAUGAAGUCACAGUGAGCUCGAGCUCUGCAGAUGAGGUCCGCAAAGCGGUGCCAACAGCAGGGGCGGCAUUACAUGAUGUCACCGAGAUCAUUAAACUGUCGGUGGAUUGUCCUGCGAAUGGAGGUGAGCGUGGGGCGGUGGUCACCAUGAUGCGCACUUUGAAGUACAAGCUCAUUGCGGCGCUCUUGAAGACGGAUGCCAAUACGAUCUCAGAUGUCUACUUCAUGACGCCUGAUCUCGAGGCCAAUGGCCACGCACUGACUGUAGAUCUUCUUGAAGCCGAGUUUCGGCUGGCAGUCUUCGACCAGUUGCAGCAGAACACGUCGACGCUCUCCAGAGUCUCCACGAUACCGCCCCACAAGACUUUGACCGAGCAUGAGGAUUCUGCGAAUUUCGUAUCCUGGCUGGAUAUUUCGGAGCGCACUUGGACGAUUGAUCGCGUCUUCCUGAACGGCAUUCUCCCAGCUGGGCAUCGAUACGGGGCACAGGCCAUUGCGGAGCACCUCUUGGCACCUCCCCUUCUCUUCUUCCAGUCGAAGACGCAGCCCUGGGAACAGUUGAAAGAUGCUGGGGCCAAAGGUAAGUUUGUGCAGUUCCACUGGCGUUCCGGGAGCGUGGAGCAAGAUCUUCGCCACGCUGUAGUCACGGAUACACGUCCGAGUUCAGAGGCCUUCCUGAACUCCAUGCCCGACUUGGAGAAGCUGGUGGUGGCGGAUAUUGUGAAUUGGAACACCUAUCUCCUGAUGGCCGUGUGCGGUCGAACCGAAGCGGAAGCGCGGCAGAAGCUGGGUGACGUCUUAGACUUCGCCCUGAACACCGAGCUGAAAGCCGCGAACUUGAAGAAGGAGACGCUGCUGAAAGGCAGCACCUUGGAAGUUUUUCAAUGCACGAUCUUGGGGAAGAUGGUCUCUUGGGCCUUGAAGCUUUGGAACGAGAAGCUUCAGAGAUCUGUGAAGAUGCAGAGUGCAGAGGUGGUGUACGGAGAGGGUGACGAGAUCAUCUUCGGUGAGAGAAGGCCUCGAAUGGCUGUGGUGGUUCAACUGGCUGAGGAGCAAGCCGAGUUGAGAGCGAAAAGGUUCGGUGCGGUGAAGGAAGUCGUGGCGAGCGAAGGCGAUUCGCCGAUGCACGGCAUGGCCAAGUUCCUGGAAGGUGCAUGGGGGACCCACGCACGAGUCCAGUUUCCUGGCGCCAACAACGCACAGCAAUACUUUGCAGGGCUUUCGAGGGCCAUGACAUGCUUUAUGCACGAGUUGCAACUGGAGCGUGGCCUUUCAUGCUAUGCCGUAGCUGCAGACCCCACAGUUAUGGCGACUGCCGUGGAGCGCUUGCAGAGCCAGCGCACCAGCGGCGACAAGGCUGUACAGCAACUCUCCGAGAUCUUGCGCCUGGUGCCAGCCCUCGAGGAGAAAGGCUACAUAGAAAGCAAGCACAAGGACCUGUUCGCCGUGCAAGAGGUCUCUGUUGGCGUGGUGUUGCAGCGAGGCCGCGUGAAUGAUGCGAUGCGACACGUGACGCCCAGCUGGAUCAGCCGAUACGAGACCGUCUGCAUGGGGGACACGGGAUACCAUGCACUCAUCGAUCGCAUCAUGAAAACCAUCGUGCAAGCCCUCGGCUUCGCGGCAGAAGCCCUGGAAUCUCCAGAGGCCAUUCAAGUGAUUGCUAAUUGGGGUUUCGACAUCGAUUGGCCUGAGGCCAAACAAGUCCCAGACCGGUGCGCCUUCCUUCUGCGCUGCAAAGAAGGCAUUGGUCGAGAGCGAUGUCUGAUAGCAGCAAAAAGUCGUUCGCAACUGGACGACGAGAGCAGCGCCAGGCAGCUCUUCAAGGAAAUGAUAGAAGGCGCAGAAGAAGCCUUGAAGUGGGUUCUUGAGGAUAAAGUCCUUGGACCUGCGCCAGAAAGCCAGGCUUUAUCAACUGCCUUUGCAGAGGCACGCUUGCUCUACGCGAGUGAUGCGCAGGUACCUGCAGACCGGGCAGUGGAAUUGUUUGAAAAGUUUACACAAUGGAUUCAGUUUGCGUAUGGCCACAUCCAAAGCGAGAUUGAGGCUUUAAUUAAGGACAUACCAGGGGAAAGCACAGCUCUGGUCGGUCCUGACAUGCACUUUGGCGUUUAA
This is a messenger RNA of Symbiodinium sp. CCMP2592, 2367 nucleotides long. The record is from the annotation of a GenBank genome assembly. NCBI's taxonomy places the organism in Eukaryota, Dinophyceae, Suessiales, Symbiodiniaceae.